This is a messenger RNA of Leishmania braziliensis MHOM/BR/75/M2904, 2745 nucleotides long. RefSeq lists its product as hypothetical. The transcript has a single exon. Gene Ontology annotation, cellular component: cytoplasm. Bases 1 to 2745 code for a protein of 914 amino acids. Lineage: Eukaryota; Euglenozoa; Kinetoplastea; Trypanosomatida; Trypanosomatidae. Gene Ontology annotation, biological process: organelle organization. The record is from RefSeq and is a predicted model, not a curated record.
AUGAGCAGUCAGCGCAGUGUAGGGCAAGGCGCCUGCACUGGCAGCAUCGCCUUCCCAUCAAAGCCGCCGCGUCUGCCUCGCCGGACGGACAACACUGCCCCGAUGACACCUCGGCAACGACCAACACUUUCACCUGAGAAAAAGUUGUCCCUCAUCGACAAGGUUUCUCUCGCUGCAUCACCCUCAUUGCCGUUUCCUGCGCCACCGAGUCGACCGCCACGCCGCAGCCGCUCCCCCGUUUAUUGGGGAGCUACAAAAGAGGCCCCCUUCUACGGUGGUCCGCUAGGCGAGGUCAUUGGCAGAGUGCCUACUGGAACUGUCCUCCUUGAAGCAUCUCGAUACCGUGACGUGUUCGGCGGCUGGUGGAUCAGCACUCGGUGCGACGAUGGAACACUAGGGUGGAUCGCCUACUCAGACUCGACCGAAGCGCCAGCAGCUGAUGAUGCCGGCGCUGUGCCAUUGUGGCACCGCGUGUACGACACCCGAGCGACCCCCGCUGCGGCUGCUGUUAGCGCUGAUGCGCUGCCUAGCACGGAGAUGAGGAUGUGCGACGUGCUGCCGUCCGUUACUUGCGAGGAUGUCUCCCGCACCGCUGCGGCUCAUUUUCUGUUCUCUGAUGUGGAACUUUAUGCCUACUACUGGGACGUGGUGCAUCCCCAGGAACGGACAACACUGGAUUGGAACUUUGAGUAUCAACGACUCGUUGAGCUAUGCUGGCACGCCACCGAUGUCUCGCACCCCGUGACAUCCUCCUCCUCCACUCUCUCUUCAGCGCCAGCCGUGACAGGACCGCACGCCCAGCUGGGCACAAUCAUUGCGGCAUUUCGGUCUGAGGUGGAGCGUACCAUUGUGCAGAUAUGGAAAGAAGCAGUUGUGCCUCCGGGGAGCCGCCAGAUCGUGGCACAUCCGUGUUUUCCAGAUCAAGUGUACUUCCACCGAGGUAUUCUGCUACGACGCUGUGUGGACACGGCGGAUGGUGUCCUUGGUGGGGAUGACAUGGCGAUGAGGUGUGGGCGUGCCAUCUAUCGUCACCAGGAGAUGCUCGCUCUUGUGGCACCACGGCACGUUCUUCAUGUGCCGCUUCACGCCUACUGCACAUUCGGUGGCUUUUCCUUCUUGUGCUCUACGAUCCCUCCCUAUGGUACGGCAAACCUGGUGGUGGCUGACAGCAAUACUCUUGCUGCCACAGGUAGUACUGACACCCUUUCUGCCUUCCCUCCAACCUCGCUAUCGACGCGACCGGCUCUCGUCUCAGAGCUCCUCAGCAACCUUGGUAAUGCCCUCCACUUCGAGGGAGGGAACGUGCCAUGCGAGUGGCGUGUCUACGCCGGACGCGACCGGCGGCUCUACUUGUCGCAGACUCAUCGUCUUCUGCCACCCGUGCUACCAUUGCACUGCAGGAACCUUUCUAACACUGUGUCGUCAUCGCCAUCAAAAGCGUCGGACGAGGUGGUCGGUGCCUCAUGCGCCUCAUCGUUGUACGCCAGCCUGCUGUGCUACUGCGUCCGUCCUGAGCUCUUCUUCAGGUGGCAGAAUCUAUGGGCCCCGAACGAGUGUGUGUGCACGCCGUGCGAGUUGACGAAGAGAGCCAGUUCUGGACAAGCCUGUAGAUCAAAGGUAGUUGCAUCCCAGUCGUUUGCGGCCGGCACGUGGAUCAGCUCAGAGGGCAUCACACGUGUGGCAGGCACGCUUGGGUUCCAAUUCCCUGUGGCCGCACCUUUGCUCCCGGUCGAGUGCUGCAACUUGUGUGACGGUGGCAUUGACGCCAACGAACUUCGCUUUGUGGUGUGCACACAUCCCUUGCAGUGCUGCCGUGUGUGCAUGCAUUGCUACACGCGACUGGUACUGGAGCACACAGGUGAAGGGGGUGCUCCUGUUGACCCACUCGAGCAGGUGUGCCCGACUGCGGUGCGAUGUGGUGCUGGUUGCCGAAAAGCGGGCAGCUUCCUCAUGGCUCCGACGCUGAGUGAGCUGAUGCAUGCAAACGGUCUCAAUAUGCGUUACCUGGCGUACGUUCUUCACCGUAUACCGCAGACGACGCGUGCUGCGGUGGAGCACUGGUGUCACGUGGAGCUGGUGGCGCGAACGGCGAAGCACCUCCUGCAGCAGGAUCUCCGCGCUGCCACCACCCCGGUUGAGACACGGACGGCUUGUGAGGCGCUUUUGGCUUCACUUGUGGGGCCGAGCGGUGGCGCCUCAGAGCGGUUCUGGCGCACUCGUCUGGGACCGGCGCUUCAGUCGCGUUUCGUCGGCACCUGCGAGCCCUUUCGACUUUCCGUCCACGCGCUGCGACUUGUCGCUGAGCGUGUGGCCGCGUUGGUAGGGGUAACCUUGUCCGAGUCGUGCUUAUCUUCCUUGUCAUUGCUUGGGGCGACGACGAAGCGAGCAACAGCAGGACGCCGAAGUGAUAGAGAGACUGGCGGGAAUAGUCGUGAGGCGGAGUCUCUACUGACCGCUGCAGCUACAGAUGCUACGGGGGCCUUCAUUGAAAUCAAGCGCAUUGCGCCACAAACACGCACGUUUGCCGCACCGCACAGGAGGCCAUUCUCCCCAUCGCCGACCACGUCAGAGGAUGCAGGGGCAAACGCGAAUCAGGAAAUGGUUGUUCCCAUAAAGCACCGCGUGGAGCGCCUUCUACUGUUCUGGGUGGGGUACACCCCGGACGGCGUAAAUGAGGCGCAGCAACCGUUUUACCUGGAAGAGUCCCUGCUACAGACGACCCUCUUCGCGACUGAGACGAGGUAG